UCUAGGUUAGGAAUCUACUGCAGCACUAAAGUUUUGUGCGCUUUAGGUGUCAGUCAGACUUAGGACUGACCGUAUCCUCUUCACAAAAAAUGAUGGAAUUAAAUCUUAAUCGGGUUGACUACCUGCAGGUUGGAAUAACAGGCCCAAAAACAAUGCAGGUGCUGCCCAUGACAAGUAAAACCCAAAAGGUAGUUGUAGGGGACUGUGAUGGAGCUCUGAGGUGUUUUGGCUUAAGGAAAGGACAAGUUCAGGAUGUUUUUCAAGCUUCCAGCAAGUCUAAGCUGAGUCAUGUGGUACUGGGGGGUCAGCCUGGGGGAGCUAGGGACCGCAUCUUUGCGUCUAGUGGGGCGGAGGUCAAGGCCUAUACAAAAAAAGGCAAAAAUUUCUUGACCUUUGACACCAACAUGUCAGAACCUAUACAGUCACUCUAUGUUGAGGGCACAGACCUCUUUGCAUGUGGGAACUUUGCCUUCAACCACUACAGAGAUUGUAAAGAUCUGAACUUCUACCUGAGCAGUGACCAGAUCAAUGACGUUGUGUGUUUGCCAGCUGAUAAAAUGGGCACAGUCACUCCAGUGCUGGCCUGCAAGGACAGGGUCCUUAGGGUCCUAAAGGACUCUGAACUGUUGUAUGAAGCUGAGGUUCCUGGGCCACCGGUUGUGAUGGAGCUGUUUGGUAACACAGGAGGUGAUGAAGGCAAUGAAAUUUUAUAUGGAACUUCUGAUGGGAGAGUUGGGUUGAUGCAAAUUGGCCAACUGGUGCCAAAUCAUCGCUGGGAACUCCCCAACACAAAAAGAAGUGGAGGAAUACUUUGUUUGGAUAGUUAUGACAUCACAGCAGAUGGUGUCCUUGACCUCAUAGUGGGACGUGAUGACGGACAGGUGGAGGUGUACAGUUAUGAUGACACGGAUGAGCCAGUCUUUCGCUACAAUUAUACAGGAAAUGAGAGCAUCACAUCUGUUAAAGGUGGAAUUGUGGCCUCUGCUAACUAUGAUGAAAUUGUUUGUUCAACUUAUGCUGGCUGGGUCUUUGCUCUAACCACCGAGCACCUCACCAAGGAGGCGGGUCCCCAGCACAUCGCAGCUAACGCAGCUGCUGUAGCCAAAAUAGGCAACCUCAAAUCUGAACUUGAAGGCCUGCAGCAGAAAGUGUCAGAGGAAAGAGAAAAAUAUCAGCAAACAGCUACUUCAAAAACUGCUGUCUCAGCUGUGCCCAUCUUCCCUAUCAAUGAUAAGUUUGUCCUGAACAAAGAUGAUGCCAGUUACUCUCUGUGUUUAGAGUUGCAGUCUCCAAUAGAUAAUGUCCUAUUACAGAGUGAUGUCCCUGUAGACUUACUAGAUGUAGAUAAAAAUUCAGCAGUUGUCAGUUUUUCUGCAUGUAACCCUGAAGAGGGAAAUUUUCUUCUAGCCACCUAUCGUUGUCAAGCUAAUACGACCAGACUGGAGGUAAAGAUACGCUCCAUUGAGGGCCAGUACGGGACCUUGCAGGUCUACAUCACACCACGUAUUCAGCCCAAAACCUGUCAGCUCAAGUUUUACCCAAUCAAACCUCUCUCACUGCACCAGCGAACACAUGUCUUUGAUGAGAACAGACCCCACAAUACAUUAACACUUAAAGGCCAGUUCAGCUUGACAGAAAUUCACUCCUGGCUCUUCUUCUGUCUGCCUGAGUUGCCAGAAAAGCCUCCAGCUGGAGAUUUGGCCAGUUUUCAGUUUAGCUCCACAUUUCUGGACACACAGCUAGAUUGCACAUACAGGAAAGGAGAGGCGACUUUUAGAUCUGACAACAUUUCUACCAUCUCCAUUUUGAAGGACAUUCUGUCCAAGGAAGCCACUAAGAAGAAAAUAAGAUUAGAUAUAUCUUAUGAGGUGAAUGAUGAAUCAGUUCCUUACACAUUAAAGAUGAUUCACCCCAAACUUGAAUAUCAGCUUUUGCUGGCUAAGAAAGUUCAACUAAUUGAUGCUCUUAAGGAGCUACAGGUGAAUGAGACUGAUCUAAGUUUCAUGGCGCCAGAGUAUGAGAGCAUCCUGAAAGAGUCAGAGCAGCUGAAAGAAGAGUUCAAGAAACAGCCCUGCCACUUGGAACGAUUGUAUGGAAUGAUAACAGAUUUAUUUAUAGACAAAUACAAGUUCAAAGGUCAGAAUGUGAAAAGCAAAGUCCCCUCCCUGUUGGAACUACUGGACAGUUAUGACCUUGAUGCUUUACUUGCUUUCUUUGAGAACUGCUCCUAAUUGGAAUUUCUGUUUUAAAAAUUCAAUGUCUACUACAAAACAAUUUUUUUAAAUUAUAAAAAUAAUUCUUUUGAU
Physella acuta is the source of this 2306-nucleotide messenger RNA. RefSeq names its product Bardet-Biedl syndrome 7 protein homolog. Gene Ontology annotation, cellular component: membrane; BBSome; ciliary basal body. The record is from RefSeq and is a predicted model, not a curated record. Gene Ontology annotation, molecular function: protein binding. Gene Ontology annotation, biological process: intracellular protein localization; intracellular transport; non-motile cilium assembly. NCBI's taxonomy places the organism in Eukaryota, Metazoa, Mollusca, Gastropoda, Physidae.